Molecule: messenger RNA, 1395 nt
Organism: Lycium barbarum (goji berry)
Lineage: Eukaryota; Viridiplantae; Streptophyta; Magnoliopsida; Solanales; Solanaceae
Exons: 6
Coding region: 1-1395 (464 amino acids)
Molecular function (GO): nucleic acid binding; zinc ion binding
Source: RefSeq, a predicted model, not a curated record
AUGGACAAUAUUUCAUCGUUGAUUAGACACUCUGGUAUUUGGAACGACGAGAAUAAAUACGUCAAUUACAAAAUCGAUGCUGUGACUUUCAAGGAGUAUUCGACGUAUGAGGAAUUGUUACAAACAGUUGCAACCCAAUUGAAUUUGGAUAAGCAAAUGAAAAACAUAAACAUAAAAUACAUGGUUGAAGGUGAUGAUAUUCCAAUGGCAAUUCACAAUGAUAUGGUUGUUAAGGUGUAUGUGGAACUGAAGAAAGAGAACAAAGCAUUACCAAUGUUCAACUAUUGUGCAAAAAGGAGUAAUGCAAUAAGCUACACACUUGUGUGCGUAUCAGGAGAGUGUGAUUGGAAAUUCAGGGCGUCAAGUGUAGGUUUUGAUUAUUGUCGGCCAAUUGUGGUAGUUGAUGGAAGCCACUUUAAAACACCAUACAAUGGAACAUUUGUCUCGGCAAGCACAUUGGACGGUGCAGGCAACAUACUUCUCUUAGCAUAUGGUGUGAUUGAUUCUGAGAAUGACAGAUCAUGGACGUGGUUUUUUGAGCGUUUCAGAGAAACAUAUGGAAUUAGAGAGAAUAUGUGUAUCGUAUCAGAUAGGCAUGAACGUAUAAACAAGGUUGUUUGUAGAAUUUAUCCAGAAGUUGCACAUUAUGCAUGUAUAUGGCAUCUGUGGGGUAAUGUAUGUAAAAAAUACAAGAAGAGCCAUGAUGUGCUGAGUCCUGUUUUUUAUUCCAUGGCAAAGGCAUACACGCAGGAUGAUUUUGAUGAGUUGAAGGGGAAGGUUCAAAAGGUAGAUAUGCGCGUGGCAGAGUAUUUGGAAUCGGCUGGUAGAGACAAGUGGGCUAGAUUGUAUGCAUUUGUUAACCGAGGGUGGAUAAUGACUUCUAACAUAGCAGAGUGCAUUAACCGACAUCUUCUAGCAGCUAGAGAACUGCCUAUAUAUGACUUUCCUGAAGAAGUAGAACCGUCAACCGAAUUCGUGUACACAGUACAUGAUGGAGGAAGGCGAUUCAUUCUUAAUUUGAAUAGAAAAACUUGCAGUUGUCGUAUGUUUCAACUAGAUGAAAUUCCCUGCCCGCAUGCAUGGGCUGUCAUUAAAAAGAAAAAUCUGGUUGCUGAUGAUUAUUGCUCUGAUUUGUUUAAACCGAAGACCGUGUUGAAGACAUAUGAUGUACCUGUGGAUCCUCUACCCGACGAGCGUGAAUGGAACAUUCCCAAAAACAUCUUGGAGGAUGUGAUUUUGCCACCAAGAUACAAGAGACUGCCUGGUAGGCCAAAGAAGAGGCGUGAUAAGCCUUUAAGUGUAUUGUUGUUUGGAAAGAGCAGACAUGCUUGCAGUACUUGUGGACAACUUGGGCACAACAGACGUUCAUGUAGUUUUGAGCCUCUAAGGAAGUGA